Messenger RNA from Arvicola amphibius (Eurasian water vole), 1935 nucleotides. RefSeq names its product Fc fragment of IgE receptor II (gene Fcer2). The record is from RefSeq and is a predicted model, not a curated record. Bases 1 to 1206 code for a protein of 401 amino acids. NCBI's taxonomy places the organism in Eukaryota, Metazoa, Chordata, Mammalia, Rodentia, Cricetidae. The transcript is spliced from 11 exons.
AUGAGUUCUCAAAACCAGGGUAAGGAAGAGCCGGGGGCCUGCGUGGGGGACAUCAAGACAGAGUUGGGGGAACUCGAGUAUCAGGGUGAAGCCUGCAGAGUGUGCUAUCUGGGGACUGGACUUCCAUAUGGGGCAAGAAUUGGGAUAUGGUGUCUUGUAACUAGGCAAGGGGCUCAGGAUUUGGGACAAACACAAGAGUAUUUAGGACCUGAGGAUCAAGAACCAACAGCAUACUGGGAGCCUUCUCACAAGCGUUCCUGCUGUGCAAGACGGGGGACACAGCUCAUGCUGGUGGGGUUGCUGAGUACAGCAAUGUGGGCGGCCGUGCUGACCCUGCUUCUUCUGUGGCACUGGGAAACGGAGAAGAAUCUGAAACUGCUGGGAGCUGCCGCCGUACAGAAUGUCUCUCAUGUUUCCAAGGACUUACAAAGAUACCAGAGUAAUCAGUUGGCCCAGAAAUCCCAGGCUGCUCAGAUGUCACAAAGCAUGCAGGAGCUCCAAACAGAACAGAAGCAAAUGAAAACUCAGGAUUCUGAACUCUCCCAGAACCUGAACAGACUCCAGGAGGAUCUAACCAAUAUCAAAUCCCAGAACUCUGAACUCUCCCAGAACCUGAACAGACUCCUAGAGGAUCUAAUCAACAUCAAAUCCCAGAGCUUGAAUGAGAAGCGCACAGCCUCAGAUUCUCUGGAGAAACUCCAGGAAGAGGUGGCAAAGCUGAGGAUAGAGAUGCUAAUAUCAAAGGGAGUUGCAUGCAGCACGUGUCCCAAAAACUGGCUCCAUUUCCAACAGAAGUGCUACUAUUUUGGCAGUGGCUCCAAGCGAUGGAUCCAGGCCCGAUUCACCUGCAGUGACCUAAAAGGGCGGCUAGUCAGCAUUCACAGCCAGGAGGAGCAGGACUUCCUGAUGAAACACACCAACAAGAAGGAUUCCUGGAUUGGCCUCCGGGAUCUCAAUGUGGAGGGAGAGUUCAUAUGGAUGGAUGGAAGCCCUGUGAGCUACAGCAACUGGAGUCCCGGGGAGCCCAACAACACAGGGCAGGGUGAAGACUGCGUAAUGAUGCGGGGAUCCGGCCAGUGGAACGAUGCCUUCUGUCACAGCUUCCUGGAAGCCUGGGUGUGUGAGCAGCGGGCCACAUGCGAGGAUUCUGCCCCUUUAGCAUCUGAGAGUCCAACAGGACCCACUACUCCAAAAGCCGAACCCUGACCAACCUCUGCCCACUCUUCUGGAUUUCUCUCCCAUCAUGGAAAGCGCCAGGCCCUGAGGACCCCCUAUCAAGGCCUGAACCCCUCUAUGUGACUGAAGGACUCCAUGAUUAUGCUCCCAUCCAUACUGAAGCAGCUGGUAGAUGCCAGCUCCCCACAAAGCUUCUUCUGCUGACCUAAGCUGACCAUCCCAUUCCCUCUGCCUCCCUCGACCACAGCCCAUCAUGCAGCAUGUAUGUGGGCGGCUGAACCAUCCAGGGAGCUGAGGACAGAUUUCUCAGGAGGCUUCCUACCCCUCCUAUCAAGUUUUCCCCUUCUUCCCACUCUCUGCAACACAGAAUGGAGGUCCCUCUCCCCAGGGUCUGGGAGUGAAUGCUCCCCCACCAAGCUUGAAUCAUCAGUGAGAAAGAUCAUGGCUGGUCCCCAGCAUCCCUCCCCUCCUUGGAGGCUGCGUCCGGUGUGUCCAGGUGUGGCAGGUAGAAGCUGACAGUUUCAGAGACUUGAUGUCCACGAGCCUCUUUGAGAAUGCAGUGCACCUGACAUGGAAUUACACCUUGUGUAUCUUGGCUGUUUCUUUUCUUACGUUACUAAAGUGACGUGCUAGGGAGGGGUGGGAGCGCGGCUCAGAAGCACAGGAUCCUUAGCCAGGUGCGCUCAUUACUUGCUUAUAAUCCAAGUAAGCUUGGAACUGUGGCUUUGGGCCAGCCUGGUCAAAUCAGUGAGACCCAAA